CAUAAAUAUUUAUGCUUCACCAAAAUUUUAAAACAUACAUUCCUUCGCAUAAAAAUGUUAUUUUUUUCUAGCCAAAUGAACACCCAUCUUACAAUAUUUUUGUUAUUAACAUGUUUUUAAAGUAACAAAUCAUGUUUUUACUAAAGCUCUUUCAUAUCUGCCACAUGUAUAUCCUGUACAUUUAACCAAUAAACCUGUUUUCUUGCUAUUGUGACUGUUUUUGCCUCCUUCUUUUGGACACAUGGCUUUUAAAGGAGGGGGGUGUAUUUGGUUGGAGGUAAAGAGAGCAGCACUGUCUAUGCAUAUGGAGGGUAGGGCACCCCCUCCUUCCAUACAACCCCACCCCUUUACUUCCUGAGACGUCCAAGCCCCGCAGCAGAGGAGUUUAACAGAGCCAGGUUGUUGAGCUUUCCUAAAGUUAAGCAAAGACUUGAUAUUCUGAGAAUAUGUGCAACCAGAGAGGUCCUUUGCUGCCUGUGGCCUGACCAUAUGCUGUCAUGUCAGAGAUUUCAUGCCUCUCUGGAUCAACAAUCUCUUACUUUUUUAAAGAUUUGCUGCCAUUUAGUUAUUUCUUUCUAGUUUUACCAAUUUCUGCUCGGCAUUUUAUGAAAUAGGACAAAUAUUCAAGCUUAAUGCAAUCGAAACAUCUAUUUCUGUAUGAGAAAAGUAAAAACUAAUCAAUCAGGAGGGUGUUGCCGCACUUAACCCAGAUAAAAGUUGUUGUUUUUGUCAUUCGAUUAAGAUUUUGUUUUAUUAACUUUUGUGUGAUCCUUUUUUGCGAUAGUGCUCAAUAAUGCACUCAAGCUACAUUUUAAUCCCUGUCAGUGCAUCUUUAAACUUCUACCCCUCUGCACACUAAAUUUAAAGGAUCCCAUCAGCAUUAGCAAGAGUGCUAUUUAAUCUGCCGGGUAAUUGUUUUUCUCCUCUGAGUGGCUCAAACACACAUAUCAGGGUUAAAUGUGUUGUGAGAAGAUUCAGAACACUCCCAGCACUCUGUCUGAGAGAUAAGGCGGCCAUGCCUCUGCUCCGUUUUAAAGAGUCAGUGUCCUCUUAUUCCUAAGAGACCAUUCAGAAAUGUUAUAGUGAUUUAUCCACCUAUAUAGUGUGUGAUCACUACACAACUUGUUAAAAUUUUACACAAAUCUAGUGUUUACUUUUUUAUUUUACUCCUGAGGCACAGCUAAAAUCGUUCAAACUUUUGCCACUUUCUUGGGUCAAAGUUACUUUUUAUACAUUUCCUCCUAAACUAUUUCCUAUUUUUUAACCUUUUUCCAGCUCACCCUUCACUCUUCUUUUUUUUUUCCGCUCUGACAGCACUGUGCCAAUUCCUCCGGCUUUACAAAUAUGAUAAGGCUCGAGCUGCAAGAACUAUGCUAAUGGUUAACCAGAUAAUUCAUCCUACGGGGUGGGAAUAGACAACAGUUGGAGGUUUUUCUGACUGGUUUGGUGUCACUGCGCGCCUUUUGCCGCACUCAUUGAAGAGUUAGAAUGGAGGAGACGCCACAACAGGAGAGGCAGGAGUUGGAGGAUAAAAUCCAGAAUGAAGAGGAAGGUGGAAUUCGUCGUCGAUUGAGAGACAGGGACCUCCUAAGGAAGAGAAAAGCUGAAGCAGAAGAGAAGGAAACUUACCAGUGGGUUUUUGGGGUGGAGAGCCAAAGGAAGAGAUCAAGAACUCAGAAUGGCACGAAGAGGAGGGGGAGGCCCAGAAAGAUCGAGCCUCAGUUGACAGUUGUUCAGGAGGAGGCGCCUGAUACUCAGUUUACUCCUGCAGUUGUCGUGGCUCCUGAACCAGCUGCAGACGCCUCUGAGCAAAUCUCAGCCUUUCUGGCCCCCUAUCUGGUGAAGGAGUCAACGCCGGCUCCUGCACUCGCUCCUCCUGUACUCGCUGGUCCUGCACCUGGACUCGACUUUGCCCAGAGCUCAGUAUUUGAUUCUACUCUGCCACCUUCUGCUCCACUCAAUCCAGCUUUAGUAACCUCCUCUCCUAAAGAUUUAGCUCCCACCUCCGAUGGAGCUCCAGCUCUAUCUUUAGCUACAGGACUUGGUCCUGCUUCUGUUCCAGUUUUUGGUCCUUCUCCAGUUCCUGCUCCUUCUCUUGCUCCCCUUUUUGGUCCUCCUCCAGUUCCUGCUCCAGUUCUUGGUCCUGCUCCUCCUGUUCCAGGUCCUGCUCCUGCUCCGGGUCCUGCUUCUGUUUUUGCUCCUGCUCCAGCUCUGUUGCAAGAGAGUCCUCCAGCUCCUGCUUCUGUUUCUGCUCGAGCUCCAGCCUCGCCUCCUGCUUCAGCUCUGUUGCAAGACAGUGCUCCAGCUCCAGCCUCUGUUCCUCCCUCAGUUCCCUCCCAGUUGGAGAACCUGUACGUAGAAUCUGGGCGGGGGGGAAACCUUGAACAGGUCCAGAUUGAGGACUUGGGCCCUGACGAGGAAGAGGAUGCUUCUGCAUCUCCAGAAAAAGGAGCUGAUGCAGACUUAAAGGAAACAACACUGAUCACUGCUCCAGAACAAAACAAAAUGUUUUCACUGCAGAGUUUGUCCUCCCCAUCCGUACCACAGCAGUAUCUGCCUGGAAACUGAUCAUACUUUUCAUAAAAAUUGCUUUUCAAAUGUUGCUAUUUGGCUCCUAGAACUUAAGAAUUUGCUAAGUUAAUGUGCAGUUUUGGGUUGGAAAAAACACAUGUUUUGAAUUUGGCUUUGCUUUACCAAAAAAUCAAGAAAAUUGUACUCAAUUAGUUUGCUUAUUUAUUCACUGAGACGUUAGAAGAAUGUGUUUUGCCGUUUGCGUGUGUGUUUAUGCAUGUAUUUUAUUUUGAAGUCCAUAUGCAUCACAUUGAGCUUUUUUAUUAAAAUGUGCUAAAUAAAUGUUAUGUAAUUAUAAUAUGUGUGAUGCUUAGUAUUAUUAGUAAAACAAUUGUUUUCUUGUUAAUACACAUAAAACAAUAAAAAGAAUAAAGUAUG
Molecule: messenger RNA, 2949 nt
Organism: Oryzias melastigma (Indian medaka)
Lineage: Eukaryota; Metazoa; Chordata; Actinopteri; Beloniformes; Adrianichthyidae
Gene: hemgn
Product: hemogen
Exons: 4
Coding region: 1489-2568 (359 amino acids)
Source: RefSeq, a predicted model, not a curated record